Molecule: messenger RNA, 1008 nt
Organism: Sordaria macrospora k-hell
Lineage: Eukaryota; Fungi; Ascomycota; Sordariomycetes; Sordariales; Sordariaceae
Cellular component (GO): nucleus
Molecular function (GO): mRNA binding
Source: RefSeq, a predicted model, not a curated record
AUGGCCGACAACUCUCUCGACCGUAGCCUUGACGAGAUCCUCGCCGAGCGCAAGCCAAAUGCCGGCCGGGGCUCAGGCUCUCGUGGUAAAGGCAACCGGGACAAUGGCGGCGACAACCGCCAGCGACGCGACAGAAAUGAUUACCCCCGCGAUGGCGUCAGAAAGUCCUUCAGAGAUGAUGCACCAAGAAACCUAGACUCCGAAUGGGUUCACGACAAGUUCGAAGAGAACGACCGCCGUCGUGCCCCCAGAAGAAGACAAUCUCCGGAACUCUCUAGCGAUCCUAGAGGAAGCAAGAUCCGAGUUGACAACAUCCACUACGAGUUGACCCAAGAGGACCUCGAAGGACUCUUCUCGCGAAUUGGACCCCUCGUUAAGCUCGACAUGAAGUACGAUCGCGCCGGUCGCUCGGAAGGAACGGCGUUUGUCACCUAUGAAUCUCCCCAGGAUGCCAGCCGGGCCAUUCGCGAGUACGACGGAGCCAACGCUGCCGGCCAGCCUAUCCGCCUCACUCUUAUGCCUAGCGGCCCCCGCCGUAACCCAUUCGAGACCGCUAUCAACCCUCGCCCCCUUGCCGAGCGUAUCACUGUCCCCGGUGGCCGAUCCCGCUCAAUCUCACCCUCGCGCCGCGACCGUGAGUUGGAUGAGGAAGCUGCCCGCAAAGGAAUCGACAGAUACCGUCCUGGUGGUUCGGGUCGCGGCCGCUCGCGCAGCCCGCUACCCCGUCGUGAGGGUGGCCGUGAAGGCGGUCGUCGUCCAGGUGCUCGCAGGGAAGGUGGUGGACGUGGUGGACGCGGUGGAAGAGGCGGUGAGAAGUCCCAGGGUGGCGAGCGUACCCGUAAUGGACGCCCCAAGAAGACCCAGGAAGAGUUGGAUGCGGAGAUGGAGGACUACUUUGGUGGCGGUGGUGCGAACCAGGAGAACAAUGCUGCUCCUGCGGCUGAAGCCUCCAACGGGGCUGCCGCGAGUGGUCCUGCUGAGGACGACAUCGAUAUGGGCAUCGAGUGA